This is a messenger RNA of Desarmillaria tabescens, 2184 nucleotides long. RefSeq names its product putative cytochrome P450 oxidoreductase. The record is from RefSeq and is a predicted model, not a curated record. The transcript has 4 exons. Gene Ontology annotation, cellular component: cytosol. Lineage: Eukaryota; Fungi; Basidiomycota; Agaricomycetes; Agaricales; Physalacriaceae. Gene Ontology annotation, molecular function: NADPH-hemoprotein reductase activity; FMN binding; flavin adenine dinucleotide binding. Bases 1 to 2184 code for a protein of 727 amino acids.
AUGUCUUCGACGUCUUCCUCCGACGUCUUCAUCCUCGUUAUCGGCGUUGUCCUCGCUGCGGCCUACCUCUUCCGUGAUCAACUCUUCGCUGUAGCAAAGCCGAAAAAAGUUGUAGUGCCAACGUCUACGCAAGCCGGUGAUGUGAACCCCAGGGAUUUUGCGGCCAAAAUGAAGGCAGGGAACAAACGCUUGGUCAUUUUCUACGGAUCACAAACGGGUACAGCUGAAGAGUACGCUAUUCGUCUCGCCAAAGAAGCCAAAGCCAAGUUCGGUCUGACCUCUCUGGUCUGCGACCCCGAGGAAUACGACUUUGAGACAUUAGACAGUCUUCCGGAAGGCUCUGCUGCUAUCUUCGUCAUGGCUAGCUAUGGCGAAGGUGAGCCCACAGAUAACGCGGUCACUCUUUUGCAGAACUUGAGCGAAGAUUCCUUCGAGUUCAGCCAGGGUUCUCACCGACUGGAAAAUCUCAAAUACGUUCUUUUCGGGUUGGGUAACAAGACGUACGAGCAUUACAACUUGGUCGCGAGGCAGGUUGACCAAUACUUGACUGGCAUGGGUGCUACUCGUAUCGGCGAGCGUGGCGAGGGUGAUGAUGACAAGAGCAUGGAGGAGGACUACCUUGAGUGGAAGGAUGGCAUGUGGGAGGCUUUUGCCAAGGCCUUAGGUGUUGAGGAAGGUCAAGGUGGCGACAGCGCUGACUUCGCAGUUUCGGAAUUGGCAUCUCACCCGGAGGAGAAAAUUUACCUCGGCGAACUUUCCGCACGCGCUCUCACGAAGACAAAGGGCAUUCACGAUGCCAAGAAUCCUUAUGCCGCUCCAAUCGCUGUUGCACGGGAACUUUUCUCGGUGACCGGCGAAAGGAACUGCGUUCACGUUGAGCUUAACAUCGAGGGCUCAGGCAUUACUUAUCAGCAUGGAGAUCACGUCGGUGUUUGGCCCACUAAUGCUGAAAUCGAAGUCGACCGUCUUCUUUGUGCUCUCGGUCUUUACGACAAGAGGGACACCGUCAUUGGUAUUGAAUCCCUUGACCCCGCACUCGCCAAGGUCCCCUUCCCUGUUCCAACUACAUAUGCCACUGUCCUUCGCCACUACAUCGAUAUUAGUGCUAUGGCUGGCCGUCAGAUUCUCGGUUCCUUCUCUAAAUUCGCUCCUACUCCCGAAGCAGAGGCUUUCUUAAAGGAAGUCAACUCUAACAAGGAGACUUACGCAGAUGUCGUCGGCAAGGGAUGCCUCAAGGUUGGAGAAAUUCUCCAGACUGCUGCUGGAAACGACAUUACCGCUAUUCCUUCGACGAGUAAUACCUCCGUUUGGAACAUUCCUUUCGACUUGAUUGUGUCCUCCAUUCCUCGUCUGCAGCCCCGGUACUACUCCAUCUCUUCUAGCCCCAAGGUCUACCCCAACUCCAUCCACGUUACUUGCGUUACCCUAAAAUACAAGUCGGAGGGUGAGAAGGUCCCCACCCGCUGGGUGUACGGCGUUGGUUCCAAUUUCUUGUUGAACCUCAAGUAUGCUGCGAACGAAGAGACAGUUCCACUGGCUUUGAGCGCCGGUAUCGCCAAUGCAGCUCUCCCUGCUUAUGCCAUCGAUGGCCCCCGUGGUGCUUAUCGUCAGGAGACCAUAUACAAAUCGCCCAUACAUGUCCGCCGGUCUACGUUCCGUUUGCCAACCAAUCCGAAGAGCCCAGUCAUCAUGAUUGGUCCUGGAACUGGUGUCGCACCAUUCCGUGGGUUCGUGCAAGAACGUGUAGCUCUUGCACGCCGUACUCUUGAGAAAAACGGGCCGGAUGCACUUGCUGACUGGGGCAGGAUUACGCUUUUCUAUGGAUGCCGUAAAUCAACCGAGGACUUCUUGUACAAGGAAGAGUGGCCGCAGUACCAAGAGGAACUCAAGGGAAAGUUCACGCUUCACUGUUCCUUCUCACGAGAGAAGUAUAGGCCAGACGGCAGCAAAAUCUACGUGCAGGACUUGAUCUGGGAAGACCGGCAGAACAUUUCUGAUUCCAUCAUCAAUGGAAAGGGAUACGUAUAUAUCUGUGGUGAGGCGAAGAACAUGAGCAAGGCUGUCGAGGAGGUUCUGGCGAAAAUUUUGGGUGAGGCCAAGGGUGGAUCGGCGGAAGUCGAGGGUACGGCAGAAGUCAAGAUGCUGAAAGAGCGGUCAAGACUUUUGCUGGAUGUCUGGAGCUAA